GUUGUCCUGAGUGGGUGGAGCGAUGGGAGGGCGGAGGUCACUCAGCAGGGAGCAACAGUACAGGUUGGACUCGCUCAGCAUGGCUUCAGUCGGGAAUUCACCUCUGUCCUUAUGCCAGGCCUCUAAUCCUCCUCAUCUUGUUCUGUAAUGAAGUGAGAACCAGCAGAGAAACUCAAACCCCAUCAGCCAAAGCCUAAAAAACAAAAAUCCUAUGGAUUUCAUGUCAGACGAUCCAAGUCCUUUGAGGGACGACUUAGCGAAUGAUUAUGAAUCCAUUCAUGGAGUCGAGGCUCUUCAACCCCAGUAUGAGACGACGAUGCCUGGAGUCGCAGGAAACCCCAACCAGCAGACCCGGGUCAACGCACCACCUUCAGCUCCACCAAGACCUCGGCUUCUGAGCAUCCCCACUGGGGCGCGGCGCGAACCGCCUCCUCUGCCUCCACGCAACCCGCCUCCUGUAGGCGGCAGCAGAAAUCAGUUUCCCUUCGCUAAUGACCGCAGCACUCCUCCACUGACGCGAUCCAACACAGAAGUGCACAGCUAUGAUCCCUGGGCUAUCCGGCUGAUCGACUCUCCACAAGGCAGCACAGGUGAUCUGGCUUCUUUCAGCAACGCAGCAGCUCAGUUGAUGUCGCGAUACCAACACAGCGACAGGAUUCACAACCCGGGCGUAGUUUGGGGCCGACUGUUACACAUCCACCCCGCGCUGCUGCAGCAGGAGGUGAAAGUCACUAUAUCUGAGAACGACACCAUCAAGUUUCCCAUUCCCACGCCAAUGAACAAGAAGGUGAAGGACCUAAUAGAUGAAUACUUCAAGUUGCUUGACCGCACCGCUGACACGAGCAAGGAUUAUGUCUUAAAAUUUUGUGACUCUGAGGAUUUCCUCACAAAUGAAGAACGUCUUGGCUUGCAUGAGAGAGUUCAGAUGUAUUGCAAGACAAAAGAGGCGAUCAACCUCCGACUGGUUCGAGUAAAUAAUCUGAAUCGCCAUCUUGCCAGAGAUGCUGCAGAUGGGAAAACUGGAUGCAAUUUGCACCAGUUCCUGCGGCCAGUCAGCGUCCACUGCACCGCAAAGCUGAGCUUGGAGAAUGUGCUCAGUGCCUUCAACAAACAUGUGAACGAACUCAUGAGCUCAAAGUGCAGUAAGAAUAUCCCUCUGGUUGUGACUAAUGUUCGCGUCAUCAGUAAUCUUCUAUCUGGGCUGACGUGUCAGGAGCUAGAGGAUGCCAUUGGUGCCCUUAAUCGAAUCAGUCAUGUGCAUAUGAACGACGAUCAAAUGAUGGAGUGUGAAGCUGCCUUGAUCAUGCUCAACGGGGCUCUGCUCAAAGUGCUGCAGAUAUAUUUUGAUAACUUCCAGUCAGACUUCAGAUCCCACAAACUUAUCGGCACGCCCCAAACCGAUGACGUCGAUAAGAAUCCGGAUAUAUUGCAGUUCAGCAUCGUUUCCAUCUACAAACUAAACCCGAGCUGGAUGAGUAAUUAUGAAAGUUUCUCUGUUUCCUGCGACUUGACAUACGGAGAAAACAAGAUCUGUGAGACCGGCGUUUCGGAGAACAUCAGCACGGCGUUCUCACAAGGAAACAACAUCUGCUGUAACCGCCUGAUGGUGUUUCCUGUUCCAGUGAGUGAGUUGCCAUAUGAGUGCAUGCUGACAUUUCGCCUUAAAGGCACAAAGCGAGGGAAAAACCCAGAACCUUUAAGCUGGGCUGUUCUGCCCCUGUACAGCGACAGGUCUUUUGUAAGAGGAGCCGUCCUGCUCAGCAUGUCGUCUCUUCCUGAGCCGCCGUUCCCUCCGUCUCCUGCCCUGUCCGACAGCCACAGGCAGCCCAAAGGAGUCAUCCUGCAGCUUGAAUUUGACGAGCAGUAUGUGUGGAAAUACUGCAGACCCAUUGCUCUUCCCGGGUUAAUCAACUUUACUCGUCCUUGUGAUGAAGUGCAAAGGAAAUUAUCAGAGAUCUCCAAAAUGCAUUGCCUCUCCUUCCUGACAAAAGAUCAGAAGUCUUUCCUGUGGGACAAACAUUCCUGCAGCGACAAAGGAAGCACGUUCCUCCACCUCCUUCUCGGCGGCGUCCCCCGGUGGCAGCCUGAGGACUUGACGGAAAUCUACACAGUGGUGGAGAACUGGCCCAUCCAUCUGCCAGAAGAGGCUCUCUUCCUGCUGACGCCCAGUUUCCCAGAUGAGACGGUCCGAAAAGCCGCGGUAGAUUAUUUUGCUCAGAUUCCAGAUGGAGAGCUGGAGUUGUUUCUGCCACAGCUGGUCCAGGCUCUGAAGAGCGAACGGAAACUUGACGGGCCUCUGGUGACGCUGCUGCUGGACCGAUCCCUGAAGAACGUACGGAUUGCUCAUCAGCUAUACUGGCUGCUGGAGGACAGCCACACUGACCGCUACUUCCAAAGCUGGCUGAGUAAAGUGCAGGCUGCCUUGAGGCACUGCUGUGGCCGAGCACUGAGGACGGAGCUGGAUCAUGAAUCCCGUCUGGUGCAAGUCCUGGUUCAGGUGGCCCAAAAAAUUUACUCUGCCGACAAGGCUCAACGUAAGAAUGUUUUGAACAGAGAAAAGGGAGUUAUUGAUGAGUUUUUCAAAAGUGGCAUCAGCUGCCGUCUGCCUCUAGACCCUGCAGUCAGCGUAAAAGCUGUCAAUGUGGAUGCAUGUAAGUUCUACAGCUCCAACACUGCUCCUCUGGGGGUGACAUUCAUUUGUGAAGACUCUCUGGCCAAAACCGCCAGUGUCAUUUGCAAGACGGGGGAAGACCUGCGUCAGGAAAUGCUGAUUCUUCAGAUAAUCCGUGUGAUGGACUGGGUUUGGCUCCAGGAGGGGCUGGACCUGCAGAUGAUCACGUUUCGGUGUGUUUCUACCGGCAAAGCUCAGGGUCUGGUGGAAGUUGUACCAGAUGCCGUGACGCUGCGAAAGAUCCACCAGGAGUGGGGUCUGGGUGGGACGAUCCGAGUCGACACGCUGGAGAAAUGGUUCCACAUGUUGAACAGAACUAAAGAAGGCUACGAAAAGGCGGUGACAAAUUUCAUCUAUUCCUGUGCGGGUUGGUGCGUAGCCACCUUCAUCCUGGGGAUCUGUGAUCGCCACAAUGACAACAUCAUGCUGAAGCAGAGCGGACACAUGUUCCACAUUGACUUUGGCAAAAUCAUGGGAAACGCACAGAAGUUUGCAAAUAUAUCUAGGGACAGAAAGCCCUUCGUUUUCACGUCCGAGAUGCAGCACUUCAUCACAGGCGGCGGAGAGAAACCUCAGCGCUUGCAUCACUUUGUGGAGCUCUGCUGCGAAGCUUAUAACAUCAUCAGAAGCCGCUCUGCCCUGAUACUCAGCAUGUUGGAGCUGCUGCUUUCUGCCGAACUCCCAGAACUGAAGGACUUCAAUGACUUGCAGUUCGUCCUGAACAACCUGAGACCUCAUGACACCGACCUAGAAGCCACUUCCUUCUUUACCAGAAAAAUCAAGGAGAGUAUGGACUGUGUGGCUGUCAAGUUUAACUUCUUCACCCACACAAUGGUUCAGCCAAAGAAGCAAAACACAAUACGCCGGCACAGCUUUCCCGCAACCAACACCAACAUCCAGAAAGCCGUCAUCCAGGACUUUUCUGUCAAGGGACGAGUUGUGACUUACAACCUCAGAAUAACAUUUGAUGAUGGAGUUUUGACGAGUCAGAAGACAUUCAGGGAGCUUGAGCUGAUCCACAAUAAGCUCCAGACUUACUUCAUUGAAUCCAAGCUGCCGCAGUUUCCAAGCUGGUAUCAAAUGUCGUUUACCCCACAGAAGAGGAAGGCUCUGCUGAAUACUUACUUAAAACAGCUCUUUGAGGGGCCGUGCAAGGGAGAUGAAUAUGUGUGCAGCUUGUUUCUAGAUGGUCCCAAUCCCAAAACAAAUGUGGGAACAGGAGGCCGUCCUCAGAUCCAGCUGCGUAUAUCGUACUCAGACUGCAAGCUCUCUGUGUUGGUGAAACACCUGCAGAACAUCAAGUUGCCAAAUGGUUCAAACCCUGAUGCCUAUGUGGUGACGCGGUUGAGACCAGACCCUACGCAGACCUCUAAGAGGAAGACGAAGGUGGUCAGCAACAACGACCACCCGACUUUCAAUGAGCUGCUGGAGUACAACUUUAUCACGCUCCUGGAUGGGAUUUUGCUGAAGGUGACGGUGAAGAGCAGAAAGGCCAAGAAGACAUUUGUAGCUGCAACCAGUAUUAAACUGGAAGAAGAACUGCUGGACAAGGAGCUCUGGUUUCCCCUUGGGAACUGUGUAAUCUGAGGACUGCACUGUGAGCCUGCCGCCAGCAGGGGGUGCCAACACACUUACUGUAUUAUAUGUUUUAUUCUAAUGUAGGCAGGGGAAUACAGAACACUGUCCACUAAGAAACUUUAUAAAUUAUAUUUCUCUACAAAAGCUAUGUUAACCUACCUCCAGAAUUUAAAGCACUGACUGGCUGGGAUUUUUGGCUUAAGUUAUGUGAAAAAUGCAUGUUUAUAGUUAAAUAAACCAAAUCAGCUUUUAAAAAAUUAAAUUAGAUCAAAUUAAUAUCAUAGAAAUAAUUUAUGAAGGAAAGGAUUUACUGCCCAUAUUUUCCUCUCGACCUCAAAGCCACAGAACUUCAAAAUAACAUCAUGUUUUUUUUUCAGUGAAAAUAAACCAGUUUUAUUUCUGUACUCUUAAAAUUACAACAGAUACUAAAUAUAAUUAACAAACUGAGUGCAGAGAAAGCUGUAAUAAUUUAACAGUUUGUCAAUAUGUAGUUCUAUUAAUACAUUCAAGGUCUCCAAACCGGACCUCUGAAGACGGUUAGGGCCACUAGAAGGAAAAAAGACAUUUAAUCUCAGAACUUUGACUUUGGAUCUCAGUAGAUUAAAGUCAGAAUUGGGAUUCAAGAGAGAACUGACAUCAAUUUGAGAAUUCAGAUUUUUUUCCUCAAAAUUCUGACGUUUUUCUCUCUGAUUUCUGACUUUGGAUUUCAGAAGAUUAAAGUCAGAACUUUGACAGUAAUCUCAGAAUUCUGACAAUUUCUUUCUCAGAAUUUGGAAUUUGGAAAAGAUUAGUCAAAAUUCCAAGAUUAAGUUCAGAAUUCCGAGAUUAAAGUCAGAUUUUCUUCUUGUUGUUUUCUUGUUUCAGUGACCCUCAGCCUCUUCCAAAGAGGGGACAUUUAUAAUCUGGAUGUUGCCCUCAAUGAAAAUGAAUCUGCCAUCCCCAGCAUCCUGCUUCUGCUUGUGGUCUAGUUUUUUUGUUUUGUUUUUUUGAAUCAGUGAGUCAAACUAGAGACUUUAUGUGUUUUAUGUGACAGAUUAAGAGUGAAGGGAUGCUUCAAGAUGUCUGCCUCUUACCUGCACAGACAUGUUUGUCCCUCCAGGCUGCCUGUCCUUGACCAGUGGAAUUAGAGGCGAGAGGCGAAGCGACUGUGUGAGCAGGAUGACAACUCAGCAUCUCAGGCCUAAGGGGCCGAGUUAACACUCAGCCCGCCUCCCUCUCACUCCAUCCACUGUUUUAUCCAUCAGUGGCAUUUAAAUACAGUCGGGCUCAUAGAGGCAACCAAAACACCGACUCUGAUCGACAUGCACGCUCGCUCCUGCUGGGCCAAACUGGGUCUUCAUGUUAUCUUGAUGCCAUUCCAGUCCUGACAGGCCUGUUGACCCGUACUUUCCUUUUACCUCAUUUAAAGGAUUUAGUGAUGAACAGAGAUGGAAAUAGACUUCCCUGCACUAGAUUCAGCUCAAUAAUGUAUACCUCUUUGGAGACUAUUUAUAAUAUUCCCUGACGGGUUUCUCGAAUGGAAAUGGAACUGGUUGCUAUUUUUUGAUGACUGCGGUCAUGUAGCGUCAUUAAAAUUGGUGUCAUUCACCACUGUCAGCCCGGAUAUGCGAAAGUAACAGAACACAGACACGUUUGUUGGCACCUCAGGUGUUAACAGCUCUAAAAUAAACGUAUCUGUUGCUGCAGCAGCAGCAUAAUCUCACUGAAAAUAUUACAUGAAGUCGACCUUUACUCAGCAGGGAGAAAAAAAAUUUGUGUUUAAAAAUAAAUGUCCUUUUUUUAAUUACUGUAAAAUACCAUUUGGCAAUCUGAGGACACUUACUCUUCUGUUUUGAAGCAGAAAAGAGAGCAAGGCUUUUUACUAUUCUUCUACACACAGUCGCUCUAUGUCAGUACUGUCCAAAUGUUUUGCUGAAAAUAUCAAGUUGAAAAUACUUGGGGGCACAAAAGUUCGUUUUUUUUUUUAUUAAGUUACUUUAUAUUAACUUCUCUCUCUUUUACCAACAAUAAACCAACCACACAGUAUUUUAAAGGUGACAUAUUAUUUCCUUUAACAGGUUAGGAUAUGUCUAUGCAAAACAUGUUCAUUACAUUUUUGCACAAAAUCAUUCUUUUACGUUUGCUCAUAACCGCUUGUCACUUUAAAUCCAAAUAAGCUGCUGGCAACGCCCCCGAACUCGAUGUUUAUACUCCCACAUAAAAAUGGCAGCCCACAGAUGCUCAAUUAUACAACUGUAUAUGUUUGAACAGCAGAAGUUGAGCCUCCCGCACAAUUAACAAGAAUGCAGAAAGUGUUUUCUAGUUGGUAAGUCAACAACAAAUUGUGCAGCGCAUACAGAGGUUGAACCAGAAGACCAAACGUGCACGAGUGCCGCUUCGGUUGCUAGGUGACGGGCGGAGUUUUGAAGGGGUUGCUAGGCAGCGGGCUGUGCUGCACGGUUACAAGAAGAAAAAAACAGCAUUCGGUUUUUCUGUGUGCGUUUUCGACAACAACAACAAACAGCUCACUCUUGUUUUUAGAAAUUGCUUAAGCUCAAGUUUGGUUUACAGUAAAAUUCACCAAAUGUUUUUCAGUCCAAUUUACCAACUUAGAAAAUUGAAAGGAGAAAACAUUUUUGAUAAAAGAUGAAAACUUUGUGUUGUACCUAACACUUUUCAUUUUACAUCCUCAAAUUAAUUAACAUUUGCCCCUAAUGUUAUUUUUUCACCUUUAUCUGAAUCAACCGCCUGAGUUUGUAAACUACCGGUACUUUUUUUGGUAGCAGGACAGAUGAGCCUUUUUUUAUCUAAAUGCCAAACAACUUGUGCCCAUUGGUUGUCAUGGCAAUUUAAUGAAGCUUACAUCCAGCCUAAUUGUUAAAGGAAAUGUCCCUUUUGUCAUUUAUUAUUUAAACCCCAAUUAGGAUGUCUCUUGAAACUGUGACUCACUUAAAAGUUUAAAAUGUGAAACUUUUUCAUACAAUUAUGCUAUCAAUUAUACAAUAAUUAUGCUAACAGUGAUUGUGUUAAAAGCAAUAAUUUCUUAACAUGGGAUUUUUUGUCCUCUGUAGUGAAAAGACUCAAAUUAAAGUUGUUUUAAUGAA
Messenger RNA from Poeciliopsis prolifica (blackstripe livebearer), 7332 nucleotides. It is a transcript of the gene pik3c2g, whose product is annotated as phosphatidylinositol-4-phosphate 3-kinase catalytic subunit type 2 gamma. Gene Ontology annotation, biological process: cell migration; phosphatidylinositol-3-phosphate biosynthetic process; phosphatidylinositol 3-kinase/protein kinase B signal transduction. The transcript has 33 exons. NCBI's taxonomy places the organism in Eukaryota, Metazoa, Chordata, Actinopteri, Cyprinodontiformes, Poeciliidae. The record is from RefSeq and is a predicted model, not a curated record. The coding region runs from base 212 to 4258 and encodes 1348 amino acids. Gene Ontology annotation, cellular component: cytoplasm; phosphatidylinositol 3-kinase complex; plasma membrane. Gene Ontology annotation, molecular function: 1-phosphatidylinositol-3-kinase activity; phosphatidylinositol binding; 1-phosphatidylinositol-4-phosphate 3-kinase activity.